AAAACUCGUCUAGCAAACUUAAUUUAAGCGCGUUAAUAGAAUCAAACCUCACAAACAAAUACAUUUGAAAAUCCCUAUAAAAAUCAACCUGCUGCCGCUGGCAUACAAAUUUCAGUUCUUACUAAAACAGAAAUCAUGAUUUUCUUUGUGCUCCUAAUUGGAGCUGCUUCAGCAGCAGCACCCGGACUUCUCCAGUCAGCCCUGAGUAACCCCGCUGUCUUCACCAAACUGUUCUCUGAGUAUGGAGUAGCCCAGGAUAGACAUUACCUUGCACAGGAGAGGCGACUCAGAGCAGGUCUCUUCAGACAGACCCUUAAAGAGGUUGUAGAACAUAACGGUGUGGGAGAUCGAGAGGAUUGGGUGAUGGAACUUAACAUGUUCGCUGACAUGACUGAGGAGGAAAAGGCUGGUUACACUGGAUUCAACGCUUCUCAGGCCUUUGAAAGUCUUGGUGAUGUUGAGGAGGCAGUAGUUCCUCAAUACCUCUCUAACCCUUCCUCUAAGGACUGGAGAGGGGUAGCCGUAACCAAAGUAAAAGACCAAAAGAGCUGCGGUUCUUGCUGGAUCUUCUCUGCAUUUGGAGCUCUCGAAGGACACUACAAGACUCAAGGUAGCAUCCUGAAAUCUUUCUCCGAGCAAGAAGGUUUGAACUGUAUCCAGUGGAACGGCUGUAAUGGAGGCUUCAUGGGAGACGUUUUCGACUGGCUCAAAGAAUCAAACAGGGUAGGAGCAAUGAAAGAUCUCCCCUACCGUGGAAAACCGGGAAGUUGCAGUGGCAAUCGCCAUGAAAACGCUCUCAUUGCUUUCCGUGUAACUGGUUACUCUAACGCUAGAGGAGAUUCCGGCCAUGUUACUGCUCUGGCCACCAAGGGACCCCUCUCUGUCGGCUACAGUGUUGCCAGUGAUUUCUUCAAGUACAAGGGUGGAGUCUACAGGAAGUCUUCCUGUUCAGGCGGAGGGCACGCUGUGACGAGUGUAGGUUACACUGCUGACUACUUCAGGAUGAAGAACAGUUGGGGCGCUCGGUGGGGUGAGAGCGGUUACUUCAGGAUCGGGCGUGGUAAUGUGUGCGGAAUCACCGACAUGGGAUUCGCUCCUACCUUCAAAUCUACCGGUCAAACUGACAAUGGCACUGAUGAGGGAGGUGAUGACGGUGGUGAUGACGACAACAGUGGUGGUUACGGUGGAGAUUGUCACGAAGGUUUUAGGAAGUGCCCUGAUGGCAGCUGUAAACACGAGCACUGGGACUGUUAGGAUUUUUGAUGGAGUAGUUCAAAUAAAGCGCGUAGAAAUUAGAAAACUUGCAAUUUAGUUUUAUCUGAAAACAUUGACCAAA
Molecule: messenger RNA, 1336 nt
Organism: Bolinopsis microptera
Lineage: Eukaryota; Metazoa; Ctenophora; Tentaculata; Lobata; Bolinopsidae
Exons: 6
Coding region: 136-1254 (372 amino acids)
Cellular component (GO): lysosome
Molecular function (GO): cysteine-type endopeptidase activity
Source: RefSeq, a predicted model, not a curated record